Molecule: messenger RNA, 780 nt
Organism: Photinus pyralis (common eastern firefly)
Lineage: Eukaryota; Metazoa; Arthropoda; Insecta; Coleoptera; Lampyridae
Product: putative ankyrin repeat protein RF_0381
Exons: 1
Coding region: 1-780 (259 amino acids)
Biological process (GO): protein localization to ciliary inversin compartment
Cellular component (GO): ciliary inversin compartment
Molecular function (GO): protein binding
Source: RefSeq, a predicted model, not a curated record
AUGCUUGAUUUUAUUUCAGCAGUACCAGCACCCCGUGCGAUCUGCGAGAAUACUGCCUCUCUGAUCAAUACCCCCAACGGAAAUGGAGAAACGUCACUUCACCUUUCCGCCCGAUAUGGCUACGUCAACCUAACAGAACAAAUGGUUGUAAGCGGGGCGAACGUAUCUAUACAAAAUAAAGACGGCGACGCAGCUAUCCAUGUCGCCAUGAAGUAUAAUAAUACACAAACCGUAAUUGUACUUAUGAAGAACAAAGAUUCCUUAACGGCUGUGAACAAGGAGGGGCAAACGGCGCUCUUCAAUGCAGUAGCCAAUAAUAGUUACUAUUGGACCAAAGUACUUGUCGAAAAUGGAGCAGACCCGAAGGUAAAGAGAAAGGAUGGCAUAACUGUUAUUUAUCUCGCCGCCUUCCAAGAAAAUGUCCAAAUAGUAAAAUACCUUAUCGACCAAGGCGUAGACGUUAACGUUCUUACCGACAGAGGAGUCUCUCUCCUCGAGGUCGCUCUAAACUCGAAAAAUCAACAGCUGAUAGAGUUGCUAAUUAAUAGGGGGGCCAAUCCAGACCGUGCUCUCUCAAAUGGACACAACGCGCUCCAUUUAGCCGUUUUACAAAGGAACGUAUCACUCAUCCAAUUGUUGAUCAACAAGGGCGUUGAUGUUAAGGCUAAGGACGCAAAGGGAAAUAACGCUUUGCAAUUGGCCAUCAACGAAGGUUAUCCAGAGAUUGCCAUUCUAUUGCUCAGCGCUAUCGACGCCAAGUGUCACUCGGCGACUCCUUAA